AGAGAGGCUCGCACAACAGAUUCUUACCCUAAAGAUUAGACUUAUGGCCAUCACUCAACCAGUGGACUUCCACCUUAGCAUUCAGAGAGGCUUGCACGAGUUAUACAUCUAGUCGCUUCAAGUUUCUAAGUUCCGUUCGGGCUUGCGGGGUUUGGGUUCGCGAGUACCAAAUUCCGAUCAGGUACCCAGCACAAAGACUUGUUAGAUUGUCUUCAUUGCGAGAAUUUUGAAGCGCUAAUUCGUGUCUUUCUCACACCCGAAACAGGAGCGGGAGAGAUUUCGGCAAUCCCAAGGCUUAGGGUUCCUACUCAAACCCUCCCUGACCGAGGGGAAACACACCUGAAGCAGCUAUUUUCGAGACUUCUAGAACAAAACAUCAGGUCUCGCAGUUAGGGUUUGGUGUCGCCGCUGCGUCAGCUCAGACGACGCCUUUGUUACAGAUCGCAAAGAGCGAUCAAGCAUUCACGUCUCACAGGGAGCGAUCUAAAGCCAGGGAGCGAUCUAAAUCCAGGGAGCGUGUUAAAGCCAGGGAGCGUUCUAAAUCCAGGGAGCGAUCUAAAGCCAGAGGUCGCUCUAAAGCCAGGGAGCGAUCUAAAUCCAGGGAGCGUUUUAAAGCCAGGGAGCGAUCUAAAGCCUACCCUGAUGUCCGAAGCCAGUGAAAAUCAGGGAAGUAUAGAGAUUCAAGGAAUAACAGGGAGCGGAGAGGGUCAUGAAGGGGUGGAGAGGAAGGAGGGAGAGAUGAAGGAAGGGAUAGAGGAGGACGCGAGAGAGGGAGGAGGAGGGGUGAAUGGGGGAAAGGAGGAGGAGGAGGAGUGGCAGCAAGCGACAAGGCAACGGUCACGAUCAGGUGUGCAGCAGCAGCGAGGGGGGGGAGGAGGAAGAGGAGGCAGGGGGGAAAGAGGACGAGGGGGAGGAAGAGGAGGAAGGGGGGAGAGAGGAUGGGGAGUUGGUGGGAGAGGAUGGGGGCAAAGAGGGCAACAGGGGCAGCAGAGGAGCCCACAGCCACGUCAGCAGCCGUACAGGCAACAACAACACCAACAACAGCAGCAGCAACAGCAGCAGCAGCAGCAGCAGCAACCGGGGUUGCAGGGGCAGAGGACGUUUCAACAUUCUCCGCAGCAGCAGCAGCAAAGAACACAGCUGCAGCCGCCACAGUUUCAGCUAGAUCAACAGAAUCAACAGCCGCAGCAAGAAUCAAGUGGGCAGCAGCCGCAGCAGCCACAGCAAGGGGCCCCUCCCUCUGCUUGGAAACGCCAUGUAUGGGGUCAACCUGUGGAGCAACCACCGCUGGCAGCACAGCAACAGGUAGCGCAGCAACAGGCAGUAGCACAACCAGAAUCACUAGCACAGCAGCCACAACAGCCACAGCAGCCACAGCAGCCACAGCAGCCACAGCAGCCACAACAGCCACAGCAGCCACAGCAGCCACAGCAGCCACAGCAGCCACAGCAGCCACAGCAGGGGACCCCUCCCUCUGCUUGGAAACGUCAUGUGUGGGGUCAACCUGUGGAGCAACGACCAGCAACACGGCUAGAGGGAGCAGCGCAAGCACAGGCAGCAGCACUGCCGCAGCAGCAGCAGCAGCAGCAGCAGCAAGGGGUCCCUCCCUCUGCCUGGAAACGCCAUGUGUGGAGUCAACCUGUGGAGCAACCGCCACUGGCAGAUCAGCAACAGGCAGUAGCAGCACAACCACCACCAGCAGCACAACCACCAGCAGCAGCACAACCAGCAGCAGCAGCACAACCACCUGCUGCAGCACAACCACCAGCAGCGGCACAACCAGCAGCAGUUGCAGAGCCAGUGGCCGCAACAGAACCAGAGGCGGCAGCGCAGCAACAAGCAUCAGCACACCCAGUCGAGGUGCCGCCACAGAUCGCAGCACAGGCACAGGUAGCAGCUCAGGCACAGGUAGCAGCACAUGCUGCAGAUGGACAACAGAAUCACACAGAUUCUUCAGGAGCAACUGGGACGGACGUGACUCUACCAGUUGCCGAUGCAGAAGCUGCAGUGGUAACAGCAACGACGGCUAGUACAGAGACGCAAGCAACAACUGGUGCUGUUGACGCUAUAAGUACUCCCAGCCUUGCUGCUGCAGCUGCUGCUCCUCUCGCUACAACUGCUCCUGGUGCUGCUACAACUGCUUCUCUCGCCGCAACUGCACUUGGUGCUGCUACAACUGCUCCUGCUCCAGCUGCUUCUGCUUCUGCCACACCUGCAGUCCGUGCUCCCCCAUCUCCCUCCGCUUCUGCUGCUUCUCCUCCUCCCUCACAACCAGUCAAGAUGGUUCCCAAGUCCUGGGCUUCGCUCCUGGCCUCAAAGCAGCCGCAGCAGCAGCAGCAGCUGCUGCAGGGGCAAGUUAGCCAGGGUCAGAUACAGCCUGGUCACGUGCUGGCCCUUGCUGCCAAAACAUCACCAUCACCAUCAGAUGCUGCGGCUGAAACCCAUGUGGCUUUGCGAACAGAACAUGUGGAAGGCGCCACUGCCACAGCAGCUACUACUGCUUCCACUGCUUUUGCUGCUGCUGCCACUGCCUCUGCUGCUGUUGUCACUGCUUCUGCUGCUGCUGUCCCUGCUAUCGCAAGGGAAGAAUGGCAUGCGCAGCACUUACUUAUUGUAGACCCAGCUGAUGGUGCAGUGCCGGUUGUAGGAGCUGCAACAGCCUCAACGCCAGCUGUCACCGAGUUACCAGCGAAACCAGGUGCAGACGCAACAGCAGCAACAGCAGCAGCGCCACCAGCAGCGCCACCAGCAGCAACGGCAUCAGCACCAACAGCGGAAGCACCACCAGCAGCAGCAGCAGCAGCACGAGCAGUAGCACCAGCAGCAGUAGCAGCAGCACCAGGCUCACCAGCAGCAGCAGCAAUGGCGCCAGCAGCACGAUCACCACCCCCACCAGCAGCAGCAGCACCUGCUGCAAUCUCUGCACCGUUGGGUUCCCGAGCCCUGGUGGGGCGAGCAGCAGUGGCCAUCGCGCCCAGAGGUCUGGUGAACAGAGGAAACCUCUGCUUCCUCAACUCCACGCUGCAAGCGCUCACCGCCUGCCCUGCCUUUGCCCACCUGCUGAGAGACAUCUCAGCCUCAGUUGCACCUCAACUCCUGACCCGUCAUUCCGCUCUGAAGGCGCUCGUUGACUUCUGGAAGGAGUUCGAGGUGCCGAUCAAGCCUUCUGUUAAUGCUCCAGAGUCCAUAACUGCAGGAGGCUUGUCAGCUGGCACACCUGAAAUGCUAGGAGGGGUGGCUUUAGCUGGAGCAGGGGCGGGGGAUACGGGGGCUUGGGGGAGGGUUGGGGGGAAGGCAGGUGGAAGAGGAAAGGGGGGGAGAGGCGCAGGAGGGGGAGGGAUGGGAGCAGGAGCAGGGGCAGGGGCAGGGGCAGGGGCAGGGGCAGGGAGAGUGGUCACAGCAGGAAAGCCCGCAGGAGCAGGAGGGAUAGCUGGCUCGGCUGCCACUGCUGUCGCUCCUGGUGCUGCCGGUGCUGCUGGUGCUGGUGGCAGCACACGAGGAGCUGUUUCGUUUGCAUCUGCGCUUUCAGCAAGGGCAGCAUCAGCAGUGGCAGCAGCAGCAGCGGUGGAUGAGGCAGUGACGCCGGUGGCAGUGGGGCGGGCUGUGCUGCCGUCAAUGUUCGAAGGGCUGCUGUCGCAGUUCAACCCGCAGCACCACAGGAACGGGGUUCACCUCAGGCAAGAGGACGCCCAGGAAUUUCUGACCUUCCUCACUGACCGCCUGCACGAGGAGCUCAUUAAAGUCACAUCUCAGCUCAGUCACAGUGGCGCCGGGCGAGGAGGGGGAGCAGGAGCAGGAUCCGCAGCAGGAACAGGAGGAGGAGGGGGAGAGGGAGGGGGAGGGGAGGAAGGCGACCCAGAGGAAUGGCAGACGGUGGGGCCGAAGCAGCGGGCCGCAGUGACCAGAACGCAUGCAGUGCAGUCGUCGUGUCUGAGCGAGAUAUUCGGAGGGCAGCUCAGGAGCGAAGUGCGGUCGCCAGGUGCUGACGGUGCAGUAGUGAUACUUGGCAGUAGUGGUAGAGGUGCUGACGGUGCAGUAGUGAUACUUGGCAGUAGUGGUAGACGUGCUGACGGUGCAGUAGUGAUACUUGGCAGUAGUGGUAGAGGUGCUGACGGUGCAGUAGUGAUACUUGGCAGUAGUGGUAGACGUGCUGACGGUGCAGUAGUGAUACUUGGCAGUAGCAGCAAGCCGUCAGCCACAGUGCAGCCCUUCUCCCUGCUCCAGCUGGACAUAGCAUCGGAUCGAAUCAGAUCUGUGGAGGAGGCUUUGAAAGCGUUUGCUGCUCCCGAGGUGGUUGAAGGGUACCGCCCGAGCAAUGCCAAGCCCAACGAGACAGUGUUUGCGUCCAAGACAGUCAAGAUCUCAGUCCUCCCGCACGUGCUCGUCCUUCACCUCAUGCGCUUCUCCUUCAGCCACACAAGCGCCGGCAGCGUCAAGAUCCAUAAGCCAGUCUCCUUCCCGCUCUCCCUCACUCUCUCGCGCGACCUCCUCUUCUCCUCCUCUCCCUCGGUCGAGGAUCGACGCUACUCUCUCUUUGCCACAGUGGUGCAUCAAGGCAGGGACCCCUCCUCUGGCCACUACACGGCCGACGUUCGCCAGCCGGACGGCACCUGGCUCAGAUUCGACGACGCGCGAGUCUUGUCCGUUCCUGCCAAGCGGGUGCUACAGGAGCAGGCGUAUCUGCUGCUGUACCAGCGGGAGGGAGGGAAGCACUGAGUGAGGGUGAUUGAGUCGAAAUAGAGCUAUUGGGUGCUACACAGGCCAGGAUGCUACAGGGCAGGGUGCUACAGGGCAGGGUGCCACCUUGCAGAAUGCUACAGGAGCAGGCGUAUCUGCUGUUUAGGGUUUAGGGAGGGAAGCACUGAGUGAGGUAGAGAUAUGUGAGGUGCUUCAGGACUGUUGUUGCUGAAGGGCUGGGUCCUACAAGAGGGUGCUGCAUGGAGGUACAGUUGAAAGGAUGGAGGAUGCUACAGGAGCAGGCUUUUCUGCUGCUGCACCACAGGGAGGGAGGGAGACACUUGAUAAAAACAUGCCUGAGAGGUGGGAUUAGUAGGGUAUUUUUUAGAAUUCUCAAAAAUAUCCUGAUGCACAAGAGGAAUAUCUGGUGUGCUAAUCAGCCAGAGGACAUGUAUGCAUAGAAAGCAGUUGGCCGAGGUAUUGCUGUGGACAUGCAUGCGCGCUACAAUGAUCAU
Closterium sp. NIES-67 is the source of this 5192-nucleotide messenger RNA. The record is from the annotation of a GenBank genome assembly. NCBI's taxonomy places the organism in Eukaryota, Viridiplantae, Streptophyta, Zygnematophyceae, Desmidiales, Closteriaceae.